AUGUUCCUCAUUGCCCACCUGUGCACCAUGGUCCACUUGGACACCACCAUUCUCAUGGCCACCAUCAUCCUCAUGGUCACCUUCAUCCACAUGGCCACCAUCAUCAUCAUGGUCACCUUCAUCCACAUGGCCACCUUCAUCCUCAUGGCCACCUUCAUCCUCAUGGCCACCAUCAUCAUCAUGGCCACCAUCAUCAUCAUGGCCACCAUCAUCCUCAUGGUCACCACGGCCACCAUGGGCAUCAUCUUUAAUAACCUUGAGAAAAGGUAAGUAUGACUCCUUUUCUAUAACUAACAUACACUAGAAUAUUACAAACUAUGCAACAAUGUGCAAUGUCAAUCAGCAGUGGCCAAGGCCAGUAAGGUAUUGUCAUGCAUGAAAAAGGGCAUUCAUUCUCGGGACAAGAAUAUAAUUUUGCCUCUUUAUAAAUCACUGGUAAGACCCCAUAUUGAAUAUGCUGUGCAAUUUUGGGCACCUGUUCUAAAGAAGGAUAUUAUGGCACUAGAAAAAGUGCAGAGGCGGGCUACAAAAUUAAUAAAAGGAAUGGAACAUAUCGGCUAUGAAGAAAGGUUAACAAAUUUAAACCUAUUUAGUUUAGAAAAACGUCGCCUGAGAGGGGAUAUGAUAACAUUAUACAAAUAUAUUCGGGGCCAAUACAAACCAUUGUGUGGAAAUCUAUUCACAAACCGGACUUUACAUAGGACACGAGGCCAUGAGUUUAGACUGGAAGAAAGAAGAUUUCGUCUAAGGCAAAGGAAAGGUUUUUUUACUGUAAGAACAAUCAGAAUGUGGAAUUCUCUGCCUGAGGAAGUGGUUUUAUCAGAGUCCAUACAGAUGUUCAAACGGCUACUAGAUGCAUACUUGCAAGAACAGAAUAUUCAAGGAUAUAAUCUUUCAAUGUAGGGUAAUAACUGCUUGAUCCAAGGAUAAAUCUGACUGCCAUUCUGGGGUCAAGAAGGAAUUUUUUUCCUAGUUUGUUGCAAUAUUGUGCUUCAAACUGGGUUUUUUUGCCUUCUUUUGGAUCAACAGCAAAAACCAAAUGUGAGGUAGGCUGAACUUGAUGGACGCAAGUCUCUUUUCAGCUAUGUAACUAUGUAACUAUGUAACUAUGUAAUAAUAUAAUAUUUAAUAUAAGGAAUAUAAUAUAUAAACACAAUGCUUAACUUAUUUAAAUAAUCCAAUUUCCCAAGUAUAUUUGGAGUCUCUUUUCUAUCCCAUGGGCAAGAGUUAGCCACAGAUAUCACAUUGUGUGAUAUUUACAUUAAAAUGUAAAGGUUAAAUGGUUAAAUGGUUAUUUGGGAUAGUGCAAGUAACCUUAGAUGAUACUACCGAGCAGAGAUCAAACUCUAAUCAGGAGUACAAGAGAAGGGCUAAAGGGGUAGCAGAAAGGGCUUAACCUUAUAUGACAUAUACAAAAAAAAAAAAAAGAUAGUAGGGGGAAUAUCUCCCGUAUACACGAGACAAUCCUCCUACCCAAGCUACCCCGAAAAAAUACCUAUGUAGGCUAGAAAAUGACACAGUGAUAUAAUGUCUGAAAAAAUCUUUAAUUACAAAAAUUCACAUUCCCUACAUACCAAGUGUGGCUAAAAACAAAUACCAAACAUAGAGAAAAAAGAAGAAAAAUAAAAAUAAUACACUAAUAUCAGCUCACAUUCACUGCUAGAUAGAUCUGUAACAAAAAGAGUAAUUGAGUAGCAAACUCAGAUGUUACAUAGACAUAAUAAGUAGAGACAAUGUAACAAAUGUCUAUUAGGAAGAUCAAUGGUCUGCAGGAAUGAGUAUAAAGAGCCAGAAAAAUGUGUAUAAAGCUGUGACCCAAUAUAGUAUCAGGUAAUGAGGCACAAAGACAAACUUUCCCCUAUAUGUACAACUAUUAAGUAAUCCUAAAUGCGCAUACAAUGAAAGAGAUAAGAAAUCGAAAGGAUAGCAAGAUGAGCAUUAAAGGAGAAAAUAUAUAGGUGGAAAUAGAGAUAAAGGGGAAGAGGGGGUCAAGCUGGGGUUCCCUAUACUGGAAACGGAAGGGAACAUGAGGAAAGGGGGGAAGGGAGGGCUAAAAACAGUGAGCGGCCAUAGUACUGAGGGGGGAGGGGGGAACUAUGAUAGCCAUGGUGGCCAUCUUGGAAGUGGGAAAAACGCAGAAAUAUUAGCUAUAGGAGAAAAAAGGAAAAAAGGGGAUUGGACAUACAUAAUGAAAUAAUAACGAGCACAAGUACAUAUACAUAUAAGGAGAACAUAAUAGCAUCAUGGCAUCACUAGCAGUAUAAAAUAGAUAAAAAGUACUUAUUAUAAAGGCACUUAUAACAUAAAAUGGGUAUAACCAAAGAUCUAGGGUGAACUGGAGUAAGGUAAAAAUACAUCAUAGACAAGUUAAAAAACAAAACAAAGGAGAACUAAGAGGGAAAUACAAAAAACAGAAAUACAUUAUAAAAAUUUUCAAAAUCUGCAUUUAGACCACAAGGAUCUAGGGUUUGCAGAUUGAACACCAACUCUAUUUUUGAUCUACCUAAAAUAAUUUUUAUAUUACCACCUCUCCAGGGAGUAUUGCAUUUCUUAAUUCCAAUGCAUUUCAAAAGUUUGAGGUCUUUAUUGUGAGUGAUAAAAUGUGUGGACACUGAAUGGUUUGGAUAUCCUUUAAUGAUGUUCCUACAAUGCUACCCUAAUCUUGUUUUCAGACAUCUUGUGGUCAUACUUACAUAUUGGAGGCCACAAGGGCAUUCCAGUAAAUAGAUCACAUUUUUAGUAUCGCUACCAAUAAAGUCUUUAAUAAUAUAAGUUCUAUUGGUUCUGUUAGAUUUAAAAUGAUUAACUUUAGAUUGUGUAGAGGAGUCGGUGCUUUUACGGACUUUGCACAGUUUGCACUUGUAAAAUCCUUAGGCCCCGUCUAAGAAUGAGAGUGUAGGUUUUAAGUUUGACUUGCAUUCUCUAGUAUAUUUGGUGGUUAAAAUAUAUCUAAAAUUAGGGGCUCCUCUAAAAAUAAUAUUAGGUUUCGUAGGUAAAAUAUCUUUAAGAAGGUCAUCUUGUUUGAAAUGGUGCCAGUGUUUUUUCAUUAUCCUUUUUAUGUGACUAAUUUAUUGUUAUAAUUAAAAAUAAUAGGAAGAGUCAGGGAGUUUGAGGUGUGUCUAUCUUUAUAAGUUAAAAGUCUUUCUCUUUCUUUUUUUUUUGUAAUGUCUAUAGUGUUAUUCAAGUUUGUAGGUGAAUAUUUUUUUUUCAAUAAAUUUACUCACUGUUUUUAGCCCUCCAUUGCCCCUCCCAUUGCAUAUGCCAUAAGUGGGGAUUAAACUGCUGUAUGCCCUUCAUGCUAGAGCUGGUUAUAGCUCUUUGGAAUGUGAGUUUAUUAAGUAUCUUCUUUUAGUGACUCCUUCAGAUUGUACAUAUCGCACUAUUAUCAUCCACUUUUAUCUUUCAUAUGAGUGGAACGUUUGGACUAUUAGUCAUUGAGGACAUAACAUCCCAACAAGCUCCAAUAAAGACAUUUACUAAAGUGAUAUCCUCUUAGUUGGACAAUGUUUUGGACCUUGUCUAUACUCUGGAGAGUCUUAUAUCUCUUUUUACUGUACGUGUGUACAGGCUUUACUCCUCCUCUGCUGUUGUAUAGGUUAUUGUAUUUUUUAUUGGUUUUAUCAUAUCUGGCACAGCCCUUUCUCUCUUUUGUACUGUAUGUUCCUUAUCUAAAAGGUUAGAGAGUUCCACUUUGUUGGGCCGUAGCAUGUCUUAUCUAUCUAUUAUUAGCGCUGACCCUUUUGCACCUUUUAGUUUUGAAUAAUAGUGGGCAUUUUAUGUGCUUUUUUUUUGGAUGGCUGCCAUUUAUAUGCCUGCCAUUUGGAAUUUGUAGAUUUAUUUAUGAACUGUUUCUGUAGUGUUAGUGCUUGUACAGAGUGUUAGUGCUUGUACGGAGCAGAUUCCAUUAUUAUGUGUAUAGGGGAUGUUGUGUGGGUAUGGGAGGUACUGUGUGUGCUUGUGUGUAGGGGAGGGAGUAUGUUUUUGAUGGGGAUGCAGUGUGUGUAAGUAAUAUAUUGUGUGUGCUGAUGAUGUAGUUUGUGUUGGGGGUGUAGAAUGAGAUACGGGGAUGCAGUGUGUGUAGGGAAUUUAUUGCGUGUGUGUGCUGGUGAUUCAGUUUGUCUAGGGGAUGCAGUGUCUGUUUGUGUGCUUUUAGAUGCAGUGUGUGUGUAUGCUGGGGAUGUAGUUUGUAUGUGUGUUUGCGCAAUAUAUGCAGUAUGUGGGUGUUUGUGCUUGAGUGAAGUGUGUCUAUGUGCGUGCUAGAGAACCAGUGUGCCUGUGUGUGCUGGGGAUGCAGUGUGUCUGUGUGUGUGCUGGGGAUGAAGUGUAAUGUGUGUCUGCUGGGGAUGAAGUUUGUAUGUUUGUGUGCUGGGGAUGCAGUGUGCGUCUGUGUGUAUGCUGGGGAUGAAGUGUGUACCUGUGCGUGUGCUAGGUAUGCAGUGUGUCUGUCUGUGUGCUGGGUAUGCGGAGUAUCUGAUUGUGUGCUAGAGAUGCAAUGUGUGUCUGUUUGUAUGCUUGGGAUGAAAUGUGUGUAUGUGUGCUGGAUUGAUGUGUGUGUCUCUGUGUGUGCUCGGGAUGCAGUGUGUCUGUGUGUUUGCUGGCAAUGAAGUGUGUGUCUGUUUGUGUGCUCGGUAAGCAGUGUAUAUAUGUGUGCGCUAAGGAUGAAGACCAAUAAAGUUCUGCCAUGCUUGGCAAGUAAUUUCAGAGCAAAAUAUGUACAUAAUAUUGAGUCCUCAGCCAACCCUAGGACUUAGGACUGUAGCCCCAGUCAGCUUUACCCUCCCGCCGAACCCAAUUUUUAGGAUUUUGGGUGGCCUGGGGGACAAAUGCUCCCCCGACCCAGCACAACCCGGUGGUGGGGCUGAUCGGGUAAGAUGAGGUCUUUCCCCAAUUGUCAUGGGCCGGUUCCGGCUCAAAAAUUUUAUUUGGGGUCGAACGACCAUUCUUCGUAGAAAAAUGUAAGAAGUGUUUCAGAGGCUUUAAAGAACAAAAUGUGUUAUUGUAAGUACUGUUUUACUGUAAGUGAUCUUGAAUCUUGUUGAACUAUUCAUACUGCAAGACCCAGUACCUCCACCCCAGAUUGAGAAUACAAAGAUUUUAUGGUAAGGAUAAAAUAAUCAAAAAUUGGUGUUUUCCUAUUAUGUUCAUUGAUAGUGUGGUGAUUUGUAGUGUCUUGCAAUGGAUGCUUGAAGUUGCAGAGUUUAAUCUAACAACUAGAAUUUGAACAUGCUUGUGAGCCAAAUGGGGAUGGUUAUACUUCCUCUCUGUGUGUACAAGAACUUGCACUGGAUAUGCAUACAACUCUACACCUACUCUUCACCUACUUCACCCUAUGCUAUGUGAUGAACGGUACUCACACCAUGUGCUAUACUACAAUAAAGUCCCUGCUGGUUAUGGUUUUAUGAGAUUUGCUCAGCUACCAAUAAAAAUAGUAGGGGCAUCAGGAUUGGCAGAGCAUCAUGCUGGUCUUGGCAAAAUUCAAUGUAGAAUUUGCUUCAGAGUUUACAGAGAGUAUAGGGACUUUGAAGAUGAGUUUCUUUUUAUUUGACAUUUUCAUUAUGGUUUUGUAUAUUUUUAUUACAUUGUCAGUAAGGCUCUGUCCAACCUGGAGUAUCUCUUCUAACAUGAUCUGUUACAGUUUUCUAAAUAUUUAUCUCUAUAUUUAAAUUUCUGAUGCUCAAGUCUACAUGGUGAAUGAAGCGUCGGACUAAAAGUAAUAUGGGGGAGGGAAGAGGCUAAGUGUAUAUGUGUGUGAUAGGUGAGUGUUACCUGUGAGGUGUCUGAAUAUUGUGUGUGGAAUGGAGUAUGAGUGUGUUGGGGGAGGAGGUUAAGUGCAUAUGACGAAUUGUCCCCCUCACAAACUAAUCUACAUUUUUCUAUAUGGCCCCCUCUUGCUUACCUUGUGGUGGGGGGUGUUAUCUCUUGUGGUCCAGUGGAGGAGCUUUGUGGUCUGAAUGUUUAUCGUGACUAUAAUUCCCACUAGCUGCGGUGCUCUGAGUCAUUAAUAAGUUCAGUGAUCUCUCAAUGACCUUUUAGCCCUAUGCCACCUAAAAGGUAAUAUCCUAGCUCUUAGUAUAUGCUCUGUUACCAAUAAAAUAAUAGAACCAUGAAGACUGGCAGAACCCUGUUCUGGUCUUUGAAAGGCUCACAAUACAAGCUGCAACACGUAGAAGGAUUGCAGAAAAUAUAAGCGAGUUCACUGAGAGACCACGCAAAACCAAGAAAUUAUCCUGAUGACAAUGGGAGUAUCAGGAUCUAUUAAGAAAGUAAAGUCAUAUCAUGUAGCCAUUACUAGAUUCUGGGGGUAGGGGGCUUUGACAGGUAAGUAUUUUUUAAAUUGUAUUUUAUUAGUAUUAGCUCUAUUAUACAUUGUACAUUAAACAAAGGUAGUCUACUACUGACUGUUUGGUUAAAUGUACAUUAAAAAGAAAUAGCUAAAAUUGUAUUGGUUAUAUUAAUAUGCAAAAUUAACUAAAAUUGUUGGAUGUUUACCUGAGGCACUGGAAUUGGACAGUCCUGAAUGUAAUUAUAUUUAAUUGUUCCUAUGUAUAGGAAAUCAUUUAAUCUCUCUUAAUACUAAUUUCUCUUAUUUUCCCCUUUAGCAACAGCAGCCUAGGCAUGGAUGCAGCUCACAUUGAUUACUAA
Messenger RNA from Pelobates cultripes (western spadefoot toad), 6642 nucleotides. Lineage: Eukaryota; Metazoa; Chordata; Amphibia; Anura; Pelobatidae. The record is from the annotation of a GenBank genome assembly.